This is a messenger RNA of Vidua chalybeata, 1434 nucleotides long. Its product is annotated as collagen alpha-1(III) chain-like. The transcript has 2 exons. Bases 1 to 1434 code for a protein of 477 amino acids. The record is from RefSeq and is a predicted model, not a curated record. Lineage: Eukaryota; Metazoa; Chordata; Aves; Passeriformes; Viduidae.
AUGCGCCGGGAGAGGGAGAGCCGCCGGGCUGAUAGAGGUCUGCCAGAGCACGGGCGAGGAGCCGCGGCCCAGCAGAGAGGCAGACCGCCCGAGAAGACGAGCCUUGCAGCCUUGCCUGGGGUCGCGCGGAGCAGGAGACGGAGCCAUCGGCUGGCACCGCACCGCAUCCCUCCGGUCUCCCUCCCAGCCGCCUCACCCACCCGCAGCGAGGACACGCCGGCAGGGAGGGCGUUCUCCUCGGCUUUUGAGGAUAUUUUAAGCGGGGAGCCAGACCCUGCCCCUGGGGCGCGGGUCCUGGGAAGCGAGCCGUCUCCACACACCCGGCGCUCGGGACGGGGACAUGGGGCGGGGGGAAAAGGACGGUGCCUCUGCGCCGAAAACGCCUCACGAGAGGCAGGCGAAAGCCAAGAGCGUUACGGGCCCGGCAAAGGGCUAAAGAGCAACAUUUUCCCCCGCCCCGGUCUGACAGGUCCCCCCGCCCCAGCCGCUGUCAGCACCUCAGCCCUCGCGGAGAGCCGGGGCGCAGCCCCCUCGCUGUGCGAAGCAGCGGGAAAGGGGGGUGGGUGCGGGAGAGGCGAGACGGGAGCGGAGCCCCCUCCAUGCCCCUCACGGGCGCCGCACGCCGUUCCCCGCGCCGGAGCAGCGGGAAGGAACAAUGGGGGCGAGAACCCACCGCCCCCGCUGAGGGAAGAGGGAGAGCCGCAGGGAAGGAGACCCCGCGCCUCUCUCUGUUCUUGCCCGGGGCGGGACGGGGCUCGGCGGCAGCGGGUUCCACGGCGAACCCCGUCCCGCCCCGGGGGAGAAGGAGGGCGGAGGGACGGAGCGGUGGAGGCAGGUCUCCAGGCACCGCUUCGUCCCAGCCCCAUGGGGAAACCCUCCUCGCGGCGGCUGGAUCGCACCCCCCGUCUCCCACCAGGCCGAUUACCGCUGCCGUGGCCGCCGAGUCCUCCCGCCCGCCAGAGCCGGGCUCGCCGCUCGCUCCCUCCGUCGCCAUCUUCCCGCUGUAUCGGCUCCGGCGUGGAGCGCGGUGCGGAGCCCAGUGGCGGAGCCGCCGCCGCCAGGCGCUUAACCCGCUCCCCGCCGGCAGCGAUCCCGCCGGGAGCGGGGGCGCUUAACCCCUGCGGCGCCGCGCAGGCGGGGCUGCCGAGCCGAGCCGAGCCGCCCCCUGCGCCGGCAGAGGCGAGCGACUCCCGCCGCCGGGCGCUCGGGCUUCCCCACCCACCCGCUCCCUGUCCUCCAUACGGCGGCCCGGAGACAGGCGCAGGGGGAGCGGGACCUCGCCGCGGGCGGCCGGCGCGCAAUGGUGGCGGAGGGGAGUGUCUCCGCUACCGCGCUACCCGGGCCCCACGCACGCAUCGCUCUCCUCCCCACCCACCCCCGUGGUUUAGCAGCAGGAGAAGGAAGGGAAAGGUUGUGGAUGGGACGAAAAAAUAG